UUUCAAUCUCUAUCAUCAACUCUCGUCGCUCCAGAUUCUUCAAAAAAAGAAAAAAAAGGCCCCAAAAGACACUUUCUUUUACUUCAUUGUAUUCUAGAAUUAGAACAAAGAGAUGAAAUGAACUUGUAAAAGGCAAAUUAUAUAUAUAUACUUUAAUUUACUUAGUUUUUUUUUUCUAACUAUUUAAAAUGCAGAGAUUGGUUAUCCAUCAUAGACCCCCAGUGAUUUCAAGAAGGAAACUUCCUUUAUUGGUUGUUGCGGAUUCAUUUCCAUCUUUUGAUAGUGUUUCAAGACUACCCAUUUCUCCUUCAUUACAAUGUAGAAAAAUAUCAAGGUUGAGUUCAACGUGCAGCACGUUUAGAACACGAGCAUCCAAUGUAGGUAUUGGAUCCGGGGGCUAUGAAGAUAAGGAUGAAAGAGAAGACCAAAGUAUUGUGAAGGGCCCCUGCAGUGACAGUUCAUCAGAAGCUUUGAAGCCUCCGAGUCAAAUUCCUUAUCCUCUUUCCGUUGCUGGUGUACUAUUGGGAUGUACUUUAGUAUUGUCACUAAUUGCCUUUGCAAAAGGUGGACCUGCAUCACUCUUAGCAGCAAUAGCAAAAUCAGGCUUCACGGCUGCUUUCACAUUGAUCUUUGUUUCUGAAAUCGGAGACAAGACGUUUUUCAUCGCUGCACUCUUGGCAAUGCAAUACGAGAAAGGACUGGUUCUAUUGGGCUCGAUGGGUGCUCUUUCUCUUAUGACAAUCUUGUCAGUAAUAAUCGGACGGAUCUUUCAGUCAGUCCCUGCUCAAUUCCAAACCACCUUGCCGCUUGGAGAAUAUGCAGCAAUAGCUCUUCUCGUGUUCUUUGGCUUAAAAUCUAUAAAAGAUGCAUGGGACCUUCCACCGACGGCAGCAAAGAAAGGUGCUGAGGGAGGCCCUGAACUUGAUGAGUUUGCUGAAGCUGAGGAACUCGUGAAAGAAAAGGCAUCAAAACAACUCUCGAAUCCACUCGAAAUUGUCUGGAAGUCAUUCAGCCUUGUGUUCUUCGCUGAAUGGGGAGACCGUUCAAUGCUUGCAACAAUCGCGCUUGGCGCCGCACAGUCACCAUGGGGUGUGGCAAGUGGAGCCAUUGCCGGACACCUACUCGCAACAUCAAUUGCAAUUCUCGGAGGAGCAUUUCUUGCCAACUAUAUUUCUGAGAAACUGGUUGGUUAUGUGGGCGGAGCGCUUUUUCUUGUGUUUGCAGUUGCCACAUUUUUUGGAGUUUUCUGAUUGAUUAUACAGAACAUAGAGCAAAUGUCGGGCUAAUUUCCGGCGCAAAUGUUGUGAUACAAUGCUGAGAAAACAAUUAGGGUAAAAUGUUGCAGUUAGGGGUAUUAAGAGGCUGCCAUGUUAGUUCUUAGAAUGGUUUAUUGUAUUUGGAAUUAUAUGUGGACUUAGAUGAUUUCUUUGUAGCUUUUAGCUAAAUAUUGAAGAUAUGAUUGACAUGUUUUUGCUACAA
Messenger RNA from Gossypium raimondii (Peruvian cotton), 1479 nucleotides. Its product is annotated as protein PAM71-homolog, chloroplastic. The record is from RefSeq and is a predicted model, not a curated record. The coding region runs from base 189 to 1250 and encodes 353 amino acids. The transcript has 10 exons. Gene Ontology annotation, molecular function: manganese ion transmembrane transporter activity; calcium ion transmembrane transporter activity. Gene Ontology annotation, cellular component: chloroplast; Golgi apparatus. Gene Ontology annotation, biological process: Golgi calcium ion homeostasis; manganese ion transmembrane transport; Golgi calcium ion transport. Lineage: Eukaryota; Viridiplantae; Streptophyta; Magnoliopsida; Malvales; Malvaceae.